UCCCACCCAAUUGAGUGCAGCUUGGUAGUGACGGGCUUCCGCCUUUAGCUACGAGUAGCGACGUUCGAAACCAAGAAGAGUAACGCGGACCACUGACGGCGUUGUUGCCUCGACGUUUCACGUGCGGCCAUGGCGGGCGUGCAAGGCGGCCAUGGCGGCAGCUUGAGCGCGAGCGGCAGCGGCAGCGGCAGCGGCGGGGAGCGCGAGGCGAUGAGGGAGAGGGAGGCCUCGGCGGCUCUGGAGGAGCUGCGCGCCAUCGUGCAGGCGUGUGCGACCAUGCUGGGCAGGAAGCCCGCGUCCCUCAAGCGCGCGUUUGAGCGGCGGCACGCGCGCGUGGUCGGGGGGGCGGACAGCGCGCUGUACGCCUCACAGCUGCUGCUCUUCGCCCUGCACCAAGCCCUGCGCGCCUGCCCCCUGCGCUCCGCCCUCGCCGCCUCCAAGGCGGUGCCCCUGCACCAGCUGCUGUACCGCGCCAUAACUACCUUCGCCACGCUGCACCGCAUUCACCUGCGCUCCCUGCAGCAGCAGCAGAGGGGGCGGCGCCAGGCGUCCCUACGGGCGGUGGGGGGCAGCAGGGGGGCGCCGCCCAGACCGCCCUCCGUGGGGCACGAGCAGCAGCGCCCAGCAGCGGCGUCGGACGGCGCGGAGGACGAGGAGCGCGUGCCGGAGCAGACGGCCAUGGCGCUGGGCUUUGCACGCAUCGCCCCGCUGCUGCCGGAGCUGGCGUCGCCCGUGACGGCGCCCUGCCUGCACCACCUGCUCGCCUUCACGCGCGCCGCCAACUCACCCUCCGCCCAGCCGCCGCCCUCGGGGCUGUCCGCUGACCGCCUGCAUCAAUUCGUGGCGGCUGUGGCAGACGAGCACGAGGCGAUGGGCAAGCGCACGGGCAUGGUGGCGGCAGCGCUGGGGCUGCAGGAGAGGGAGGUGGUGGUGGCGGACAGCGACGCCACGCUCUACCUCGACGCGCCCGGGGCCCCCAAGACCCUUGUGGGCCACGGCCGCCUCUACCUCACUCCCCUCGCCCUCUACUUCCAGGCGGACGCCACUGGCUUCCUGCGCACGGUGGCGGGCAAGGUGGAGCGCUUCGACCUCGCAGCGCUGGGGGCGGGCCACAAGGUGGCGGCGGUGGCGCCGGACGCGCUAUCGCUCAACGUCUUCUCCAUGACGCGCUCCCUCGCCCUCUCCUCCCGCCUGCAGCCCACGUGGACGCUGGAGUUCAUCGAGUACAAGCUGCAGCGCCAGCGCGACCUGUGGCACGCGCUGCUGGGGGAGGUGCUCGCGCUGCACGCCUUCCUUGCGGACUACAGGCCCGCACCCACUCACGUGCUGCCAGCUGGCACGGAGGAGGGGGAGGAGGAGGAGGGGGAGUUUGAGGAUGACCUGAGCGAUGGAACGGCCAGUGAUGAUGAUGAGGAGGAGGAGGAGGAGGAGAAGGAGGAGGAGGAGGAACAGGAGGGGAGUGGGGGAGGGGAGGGGGAGGCGGAGAAGCAGUCGCUGGGGCGGUUGUUGGUGGAGGAGGGGUGCCAGCAGGCGCUGUGGGCGAUGGUCAACGCCGUGCUGCAGCUGCAGGCGCUGCAGACGGUGAUCGGCAGCACGCCCCCUGACCCCGUGCGCCUGCUGCCCUUCUCGUGGGCGCGCACGGUGCCCGAGGGCCACCUCGUGGAGCAGGCCGUAGCGCUGCGCCUGUGGGGCCCGCAGCGCCUGCCGGCGCUCAAGACGGGCAAGUGGUCCGCCAAGCGCCUGGCGUACCUGCUGCAGGGGGGGGAGGACGAGGACGAGGGGGCGGGCGGCAGGGGCAGAGGGGUGGCGUCGCCGAGAGAGCUCUUCCUCAGGAGCAAGGGAGGUUGGGGGAGCGGCGUGGGGAAGGGCGAGGAGGAUGAGGUGGGGGAGAGCAGUGGAGGGGGGGAGGAGAGGAGCGGGAUGCCUGGUGGGCUCAGGCCUCUUGGGCGGUCUGCUUCCUGGAAGCUUCAGUCGUCUGUGUCGUUUUGGAAAGGGAAGGAGGGGGGAGGGUCUAUGGCUAGUGAGGGAUCGGUGGAGGAAGGGGAGGAGGAGGAGGAGGAAGAGGAGGAGGAGGAGGAGGAGGAGGAGAGGGGCUUUGGCGGUCGGAUUCACAGGAAGCUGGAGAAGGCUGUCAGGGUGGCGAGGGAGAGGGAGGAGCUAGCGGACAGGGCGCAGGCGACAGUGGAGGGGUCGCUCAUCGACGACAUCCCCAGCAACGUCACGCUGCUCCUCCACCUGCUGCAUCCGGCGUACACGGCGGUGCGUGCCGUGGUGGACAUCAUCCAGUGGAGGGAGCCGCUGCUCACCAUCCUCGCCGCCAUGCUCAUGCUCUUCCUCGUCAACGGGGGGUACAUCUGGCUCGUCCCGUCGCUCCUGCUGCUGCUCCUCGCCGCCGUCAUCAUCUUCUACCGCGUCACCAACCUCUCCUCCUCGCCGCCCGCCCGCCCCUCCUCGCCCAAGUCGCCCGGCGCUCAGUGGACCCCCGGCAGCCCGGCGCUGUCGUCGUCGUCGCCGCCACUGCAACCACGGCCACCAGCAUCCGCAUCACUCUCAGCCGCGGCGGCGGGGCGGGGCGGUGGCGGCGGGGCGAUGCGCAUGCUGGUGGUGGAGAUGGAGCCGACGCCCACGGCCAUGGCGUCGCUGCUGAUGGUGAAGGACGGCAUCGCCGCCGCGCUCACCGUCUUCCAGCGCGUCAACGUGGCGCUGCUCAAAGUCAGAAGCAUCUUCCAGUCCGCCGAGCCGCAGCUGUCCAGGAAGGUGUGUUCGCUCCUGCUGGUGGGGGCGGCGGCGUGCGCUGUGGUGCCGCUGCUGGUGCCGGCGCGUGUGAUCGGCACGGUGGUCGUGCUGCAUGUCUUCUCCGCCUACUUCAACUUCCAGAAGCAGAAGGGCGGCCCGCAGACGGCGUCGGUGGGCCACAAGCUGCAGCGCUGGUGGCUGCUGGUGCCCGUGCCCGCCGUCAAGGUGGUGCUCAAGGGCUCUGCCGCCGCCGCUCAGGCAGCCGCGCCCACCUCGCACGCCGAUAAGGUCAAGUGACACCUCGACUAGGUCACGCGCGACUGGGCGCGACUCACCAACGUUGCGGCGGACGGCAUCAUCCGGUCGUGACUGCCGCUUCCAAUGUUCUGGGAGGUCACGACUACUUGGCUUUCUGUGUUUCAGUCUGCCCUUGAAAUUCCUAGUCUUCAAGUUUUUCUGAUGCGAGUGUGAUAGUUUAGAUGGCGAGUGGAGGAAGAUACACGGAGAGCGUGAAGGCUUAGGUCGACGGUACAGUGGCGGAAAGCAUACAGGUCUCACACGUGACGACUGGAAACUACCCACUCAUUUUGGUAGGGAUUGGGUGGUGGGGAUUGGGUGGAGCGAGAGAUACACAAAGCAAGGCGGUUGAUGCGUGGAUUGGUCUGGGCCCCUCGGCUUGCGCUACCCACAACUCACGUAUGGAACUGGCGAAGAAACUUGUGCAGAGAGAAAAUUGCGAGUCAACGCCGGAUCGAAGUGAAGCUUAGCGAACCGUGUAACCAGGCAGAGCUUCGGCAGCGAAAUAUGGAUUUCCCCAACCGCGAAUCCACA
This is a messenger RNA of Closterium sp. NIES-67, 3567 nucleotides long. NCBI's taxonomy places the organism in Eukaryota, Viridiplantae, Streptophyta, Zygnematophyceae, Desmidiales, Closteriaceae. The record is from the annotation of a GenBank genome assembly.